Messenger RNA from Lobosporangium transversale, 790 nucleotides. RefSeq names its product BET3 family protein. The record is from RefSeq and is a predicted model, not a curated record. The transcript has 4 exons. Gene Ontology annotation, cellular component: TRAPP complex; cis-Golgi network; trans-Golgi network. Gene Ontology annotation, biological process: endoplasmic reticulum to Golgi vesicle-mediated transport; regulation of GTPase activity. NCBI's taxonomy places the organism in Eukaryota, Fungi, Mortierellomycota, Mortierellomycetes, Mortierellales, Mortierellaceae. Bases 119 to 718 code for a protein of 199 amino acids.
GUAUCUUCGUGCCGCAAAGUCAUCAUUUGCUGUAGGAGCACAUUCAAUGAGCCAUCCAGGAGAAAUACAAUAAUACAGGAAACAAUCACGACUCCAAGAAUAUCCACCAUAAUUAGCAAUGGCAGCAAACCAGGUACCGUCGAAACAAGUUAACGAAUCCAUAGUCGAAUUCCUGACAACAGAAAUGGUAGAAGCAAUGAUCAGGACGAUCAAAGACGAUGCUCUCAAAAUUGGCUCUGAACGUGACCCUUCCUUUGGGAAUACAACUGAUGGUGCAGGAGGACCAAAAGAUCAUUCAGAAGGAGAUGAAGCCAUGGAAGCCGUAUAUUACAAGCUGGAAAUGAUUGGAUUUCGUGUAGGCGAACGAUUAAUUGAAAAGAUCAGCAAAGACAGAAUGAGGUUCACUGAUAAUUUGGAUGUUGUUAAGUUUAUUUGCAAAGAAGUUUGGAUGUUUCUUUUCAAGAAACAGAUUGAUAACCUCAAGACGAACCACAGGGGAGUUUAUGUACUUCAGGAUAAUAACUUUCGCUGGUUUGCUAGGAUGGCUCAUGAUCAAGCUCCCGUAGAAUCUGUUAAACGAGUGACUCCAUAUCUGUGGUUCCCAUGUGGUAUCUUGCGUGGCAUUCUCUCCAAUUUGGGCAUUCCUAGUGUAGUUGUUGCUGAAACAUCAUCACUACCUGCUUGUACCUUCCAGAUCAAGAUCGCAAAGACAACUUAGAACGAGCCAUUUGCGUGACGAAACAAAAUAAACAAUUUCAUUAAACACUCAUGGUGGCCAAAGUUAUUUCAC